UCUCUUUUUCUUCUCUCCAUUGUCCUCCCUUCCCCUCCCUCCCUCUCUCUGUUUUUCCUCUCUCCUUUGUCCUCCCUCCCUCCCUGUUUUCUCCUUUCUCUUUCUCUCUCCUUUCUCUCUUUUUCCUCUCUCCCUCUCUUCCUUUCUUUUUCCUCCCUCCCUCCCUCCCUCCUUCUUCCAUCCCAGAUUCGUGCCAAGCACAGAAAACCCUGGGGAGUUUUCCGCUGUUCAGCGAGAGACCCGGCUGGGCUUCACGCGAGCGAGCGAGUUCCUGCCAGGAGAGGGCGGCCGCGCCAGCCGAGAAAUGAAGCUUCCGAGCCGAUUCGGACUCAUUCAGCAGGAAGCGCCGCUCGGAAGCUGCAGCCAUGAGACAGUCAGCGCUCCGGCUCCCGAAUUCUCCGGCCGCAGGCUCGGUUAUGGCAAUGCAGGACCAGUUCAAACCGUCAAACGAGGAGGAGGAUUUUUUCAAAGACGACGUGGUCAUCGCCAAGGAAGACGUUGAAGAGAUUAAAGAUGCUCUUAAAGAAGGGAGAAUGGACAAAGCCGUUUCCAAGAUUAUGGAAAACCUUCAGGCCCUGGAGUACACCCACUUGGACAUAGCAGUAACGGGAGAAUCCGGCUCAGGGAAGUCCUCCUUUGUCAAUGCCAUCCGAGGGCUCAGAGAUGAGGAAGCCAGUUCUGCUCCCACUGGAGUAGUGGAAACCACAGAGAAACCCACACCUUACCCACACCCCAAGCACCCCAAUGUCACCUUGUGGGAUCUACCUGGAAUUGGAACGCCAACAUUCCGCGCCGGCACUUACCUGCGGCAGGUUCAGUUCUCCCGCUACGACUUCUUCAUCCUCAUUGCCUCAGAACGCUUCAAGGCCAGCCAUAUCCAGCUGGCCCGGGAAAUCCGUCGUCAGGGGAAGCAAUUCUAUUUUGUGCGCUCCAAAGUGGAUGCAGACCUGGAGGCUAGCCGAAAACGCCGGCCACAAACUUACAACGAGGAAGCUAUACUGGGAGAGAUGCGAGAAAAUUGCUGGAAGCGCUUAAGGGCUGAGAAUAUGUCCGAUUCCAGAGUGUUCCUUCUCUCCAAUUGGGAGAUAGAUAAAUAUGACUUCGUGAUGCUGGAGGAAACCUUGGAGAAGGAACUGCCAAGCCAUAAGAAACAUGCCUUUCUCCUCUCCCUGCCAAACAUCUCUCUGGACAUCCUGCAGAAAAAGAAGAUGGCGUUACAGAAAGAGAUCUGGAAGCUGGCUACUGUCUCCGCUGGAGCGGCUGCUGUCCCUAUUCCAGGGGUUGGGGUAGCCUGUGAUGUAACCAUCCUGAUCAAAUAUCUCUCAAAAUACCGUGACAGUUUUGGUCUGGAUGAGGAAUCUCUUGCCAGGUUGGCUAAGAAGGCCAACAAACCUGUGGAGGAGAUCAAAGCGGUGAUAAAGUCACCGUUAGCUAAAGAGAUCUCCAGAGAUUUAGUGCUAAAGCUGCUCACCAAAGCUGGCGGUGGGGCACUCAUGGUUAUGGAGUACUUUGCCAGCGCGAUACCCAUCUUUGGUUCCAUGGCAGCUGGAGGGAUCUCCUUUGGUACCACCUUCUACAUGCUCAAGAGCUGCCUGGGUGAGGUGGCCAACGAUGCUCAACGGGUUUUCCUUAAGGCUUUUGAGUCUGAGGUCUGAAGGAAGUUAGACCUUGAGGAACAGACUGGGAAUGAGGGCCAGGGGCUGAAUCAGAUCCUGUUAAUUUCACAAGCCCAUAACCAGGGGUGGGAUUCAGCCGGUUCGCACCAAUUCGGGAGAACCGGUUGUUAACUUUCUAAGCAGUUCAGAGAACUGGUUGUUGGAAGAAAUCUUAUUUUGUUUUUUUCCACUUUAUGGAGCUAAUCCUGUAAGGAAGGCAGGAAGGAAAUAUUCUGGUGUUGUUUCUAGCUUAAUCUUUAUUGCCCUACUUACAGAAACUGCCUCUGGGGUUAACCCAAAUUACAUUGUAACAGCUAAGACAACACGCCCAUUGACGUGAGUGACGUUGAGUUGGCCAUGCCCACACAGUCACAUGACCACCGAGCCACGCCUACCCAGCUGGACAUUAGAGCAGAGAACCGGUUGUUAACUUUCUAAGCAGUUCAGAGAACUGGUUGUUGGAAGAAAUCUUAUUUUGUUUUUUUCCACUUUAUGGAGCUAAUCCUGUAAGGAAGGCAGGAAGGAAAUAUUCUGGUGUUGUUUCUAGCUUAAUCUUUAUUGCCCUACUUACAGAAACUGCCUCUGGGGUUAACCCAAAUUACAUUGUAACAGCUAAGACAACACGCCCAUUGACGUGAGUGACGUUGAGUUGGCCAUGCCCACGCAGUCACAUGACCACCGAGCCACGCCUACCCAGCUGGACAUUAGAGCAGAGAACCGGUUGUUAUAUUAUUUGAAUCCCACCACUGCCCAUAGCUAAAUUCACCAGCCGGAAGAGGGUGGGGGGAAGACAUGAAGCACAGAAUGCGGCCUUUUGCAAUAAUUUUUUAUGAUAGUUGAGCGACGGGCUAUUUUUUUUUUCAUUUAUUGCAAAAUAUAAAGAGUAUGGCGGAUUCUGGGAUAUUAAUUAUGCCACCAUUGUAAAACUAUGCUCCCCAGUGUUCUUUGGCGAAAAGAAAAAUGAGGAUGAAGUUGAGCUUUUGUGCUUUUCAAAUGAGUAUUUGAAAAGCACAAAUUGCCCCGUAUUUAGGAUUUCCUAUAUUUGACACAUUUUAUAACUGACCAAACCAUAAAAGCUGACACCAGACAGAGCACAGAAAAACUCAAAAAGUACUGUAAAGAUCAGAAAAUGUGGAGAGAUCUGGCCCGUAUAAUCAUCAAGGGUUGGACACGAUUGAGUGGAUAACGUUGUCAGCUUCGUCUUCAUCGACCAAAGGCCUUCUUGCAAUGACCUGCUUUUUAAGUUGUAAAGUUAGAUUGCGCUGGUUAAUUUUAAUUGAAGCCGAGUGAUUUAUCAAAUUGCAGAUUGGUACUAAAUAAUGAAUGUUUGAGAUUUCCUAAAGAUUUGGAUGGCCCCAGGGUUGAAAGAAUUGUUGCACGAUCCUAGUGAAUUUUAAUGCUUCUCUUGCGCUAUUCAACAAUAAACGGAGGUGGGAUUCA
Molecule: messenger RNA, 3095 nt
Organism: Ahaetulla prasina
Lineage: Eukaryota; Metazoa; Chordata; Lepidosauria; Squamata; Colubridae
Product: interferon-inducible GTPase 5-like
Exons: 2
Coding region: 366-1655 (429 amino acids)
Cellular component (GO): membrane
Molecular function (GO): GTP binding; GTPase activity
Source: RefSeq, a predicted model, not a curated record